This is a messenger RNA of Polyodon spathula (Mississippi paddlefish), 804 nucleotides long. RefSeq names its product olfactory receptor class A-like protein 4. Lineage: Eukaryota; Metazoa; Chordata; Actinopteri; Acipenseriformes; Polyodontidae. Gene Ontology annotation, cellular component: membrane. The coding region runs from base 1 to 804 and encodes 267 amino acids. The transcript has a single exon. The record is from RefSeq and is a predicted model, not a curated record.
AUGGUGGUAAACGUGCUGAGUAUCAUCUACAGUGUGGGCGGUGUGGUGAUAUUCGAUAUGGCUGGCUGCAAAAUCUUCAAGUUCACCUUUGCCCUUACGAACAUGCUUGCCAUCUGGUUUACCCUCUAUGUGGCACUGUUCUAUAUUGUUAGGCUUGACCGGGUGGUACAUCCAGCAACUUCAACCCCCAGAGUGAGUCGACAAACAAUACAUCUUGUAGUAAUGUUGGUGCUGUGGGCAAUUGGAUUGGGAGUCAGCUCUCCUCUCUUGAUAUACGCAGAUAAAGCAGAAAAAAUCUCUAAUGCUUCUUACUCAUCAAACCAGGUCUACACUUCGUGCCAGGUCAACUAUACCAGCCUUAUAGUGCACCACGUAUAUGCACUGGUGAUUUUGACUGCUGUGGACUUGGGGCCCCUGAUAGUUUUGCUUCUUGUCAGCAUCCGGAUAGUGAUGCUUCUGAAAGAACAUCGCGUUGCAACUUAUGGAGACAUCUGGAUCGGUGAAGACAAAGCAGAGAGUGAAAUUUUCAUGGCUUCCAAGCUUAUUUUGCCUCUUGUGUUUCUUCUGAUUGGUUUGUGGGUUUCCCAUUUUGCUUUGUUGCAGUUCUUAGAUAAGUUAGAUUCUUAUUACUUCAUUCCUGUGAUACUUGCUGUACUGUCUUCUGCCUAUUCUGCUCUCAGCCCUUAUAUUUGUAUCGCUAUUAGCAGCAAAGUGAGGCAGUGUUUGAGACCGUCAUGCUUUUCAAAGCCUGUACAGCAGAGUCCCCCACCUGCCACUGUAUUGAGCUCACCCUAUGCUGAGUAA